This is a messenger RNA of Triplophysa rosa, 4382 nucleotides long. RefSeq lists its product as uncharacterized. Lineage: Eukaryota; Metazoa; Chordata; Actinopteri; Cypriniformes; Nemacheilidae. The record is from RefSeq and is a predicted model, not a curated record. The transcript has 2 exons. Bases 1642 to 1980 code for a protein of 112 amino acids.
UUUAAUACUGCUGUGCUGAGAAAUGAUGGAUUACUGGCCCGAUGAGCAUCUGUUUGUCACAUGCGGCGCGGGUGAGAACAGCUAACUCGACUCAGGCCAUCUGCCCAUUUAACUUCUGCGUUCCUCCAUCGCUGUGACCGACAUUGGGUGUAAUGGAGAAGCUCGUGGACAUGUUGAGAAAUAUGCCUUUUUUUGGUGUUGCGAUGCGUUGCACAUGUUGAAUAGUUUCACCGUCGAAGACGAGAGCAUAUUUCUGGAUAUGCCUUAAAUAACUGUUGACCUUUGUGAGAUUAGUCUUGGGAAAGAUGUGAUGAAUCUCAUUCUGUUUGCAUUGCUGCUCUGUUUAGUGAACUUGAUUCUUUCAAGUAUUCAAAAUACGACAUCACCGGAGGAGGAAGGCAGGAGAUACAAUCUUUCAUGAAUAUACUGUAAACCGGGCAGGUUGAGGCUUAUACCGCCUCUCUAAAGCUUCUCUACUUUUAUAAAUAUUUCCACAACAGGUCUGGCAGCAGGCGAGUUUUUGAAUACGAGGCCGACGCUGUAACUUUGUUUUAGGAUGGAUGCUAUUGUUUUUCUAAACUAAGCAGCUACCGUGUAUUAAACCCAAGCUUUUUUGGCUCUCUUUCUCUCUCAAACACUAAGAAAGUGCCUUGGGGGACGGGUUGCGUUAAGACAAUGUUCUCGCUUGUCUUGUGAAAGGUUAAGCAUGCUCCAGCAUUUCUCUUGGAAAUGUAAUAUUCGUUGGGCAUCUUGGAUGUAGAUCGUUUGGGUACAGCAACUGGAGACUGACUUUGGUUCAAACAGGUUCAAAUGGUUUGUCCUGUAAUGUAACAACAGUCCUUCAUCCUGGUUUUGCGUGAAGUUGAGAGAGUCUUCCUGUUUACCUUUAUAGAUCAAGCGAGGAUGUACAGUAUGUGAUUCUUCGCAACGCUUGUGCUGCUGAAGUCAGUGACAGAAAAGAUCCGUGCCGGGCUUUUUUGUAAUCUGUAUUUAAGAGGAGAUGAGAUAAUAUAGGUCUAUUACUGCAGGUGUACAUGUGAAAGCAUGCUCUGGUGGUCUACCACUGAAACAUGUUACAGUAUGUUGAUUUACAGGUCUCGACUUGUACAAGUCAAACUUGAAGAGGACUUAAUGAAAUGUCCUCAUUCCAUCACAUCUGUGAGACUCGAGGCAGAAGGGAUUAAAAUAGAGUUGUGUUCUCCAGUUGGACUGAUGCUAAAGAAUCCACCCAGUAUAAACACAACCUACGGUCUCGGUAGUCAGACACAAGAUAUGAAUCAUCAAAAGCCUGCGAUUUCAAAACCAAUCAUCUCAUAAACAAUGCUUUGUUCUGAAGACCCAAAGGCAAGCGUCUGUCAGAUAAGUGCAAUCGUUUGGGAUUAAAGGAAUAAGCGUGUACAUCAAGGGUUUUGAAACUGUCCAUCCAUCAUUCAACGAAACCAGCUCGCGAGAUUUUCUUAAGAUGGGACCACAUCAACCCCAACACUGAACAGUAUCAUAACUAUCUCAAUUCUCCAUCACUAGUUAGAAAAUCCCAAUGCGAAUUUGUGGUUUGAUCUGAUCUUCGCAGUAUCUCUCGGGCCGCAUCGGAUCUGAUCUCCAUAGGGACCCCAGAGAGAUUCGAAGGACUCUCGCUGAACCAUGAAGGAGGCGAUUCUGCAGUUUUUCAAUGAUGUAUGGAACCUCGCUUUAGUCAAGCACAACCAAAGCGUCUAUAACACAGUGUGCCUGGCCGUUCUUCUGACUCUGCCUCUGGUUGUCAUCUUGACGUCGCUGCUGGUGUGUUGUCAUUAUUGUUGCUGUCGUCGGGGCGACGGAUGUCUGUGUUGUUGCUGUUGUAAAGGUGAGGCCACAGUCACGGAGCCGAAACCCGAAAAGAAGAAGAGAAAGAAAAAUGGCGACCAAAACGACGAAGACUUGUGGAUAUCGGUUAAAACUGAUCCUUUGACUAAUGAAAGAUUAGCACUGACUACGGUGUGAAACAUGAACCGUUUUGUAUUUAUUGAUCUGUGUACAGCAAAGGUACAGAGGUGUUGCGUUACAGCCGUGUUGACAAAAAACGUGCCUGAAUGUACAAAGGAGAAAUGACAGAUAGAAAAGAUGAUUCAUUUAACGUUGACACAACGUUAAUUCCACGUUAUUUUUGCUAUCUGCGUUACGAGUUACGGUAAAAGUCAAUGAACGUGUGAUAUGUUCUGUAUGUGGUUAUGAAGAUGACUUUUUUGCUUAGAAAUGCUUUAACUUGAAAUAUUAUUAACAUUAGCAUCAGGAGGUAUUUCAGCGAUUUCUACAUCACCUUUAUGAGUUGGCAAAUCUUAAAUAUGAGCAUUCCCAAAGGUAUCGCCUAGCAACAACCAGUGUUGGGUAAGUUACUCUGAAAAAGUAAUGAAUUACUAGUUACUAAUUACAUAUUCAAUGGUGUAAUUAGAUUACUGUACAAAUUACUCUCUCCAAAAAGUAUUUAAUUACUAAUUACUAAUUACUUUCUAUAUCCUCUAUCAGCCUUGAUUAGAAUUGAUUCAAGGAUAGACAUGAAACAUUCAUUCAAAUAAAUACUCAAAUAAUAAAAACUACAUAAAUGAUUCUUAUUAACUGACCAAAGUAUACAAAAGUGAGACGGAUACAUUAAAGCGUACGUUUUAAAGUUAGACUCAUAAUUUUGCUGUCAUUUCCACUAUUGAAUAUAUAACACAGUAUUUCGUUCAAUUACAUCAGAAGAAACUGUACAGAAAAAAUAAGAGCGAUCCCUUACUUUACUUUUCCAAGGGAAAAGUAAUUCAAUUACAGUAACUAAUUACUUAACAACAACUAAUAAUAACACGGGCAACAACCAACAUCCCCACAGAAUAUUUUCACCCACAUUUAAUCUUCAUGAGACAUUUUAACUUCAACGUGAAGACUAGAUUGACGCCCUCGUGUACAGUCACGAAAAUAACUGCAGCAGCUGACCUGACACAUCAGAAUGAGUUUAUCAUUAGACAGUAGAUCAACACCUCCAUAUCACUUAUCUCAUCACCUUCUCCCAAACGCUUUCAUUCGAAACACCGCGAAGACAAUUACACCCAGCUCAAAACGGAUGAACUUUCAGACAUUUACAGAAACUCCAUGAUCACAGUUGUGUGUAAUUGAAGCUGCUGAUAAACAAACCUUGAUCUCCUCGCACCUUGCACACGUUUGGUUGUUUUCCAGCUUCAUAAUUAGAUGUUUAUGUGGGAUUUCAACACAUUGUGAUUAUGGGUGUCAUGAAGUCAUGCAUAAGAUUCAUCAUUUCAACCAUUUUUACUUUUUUAACUGUCGCGUUUUUUCAUAGUUUUCAUAGUUAAACCGCAAUUGAAUAAUUCAUUGUAUACAUGAUUUCUGGUACGGUUGGAUAAAGGAGAAAAGUCUCUUUGUUUGGACAACGGGUUGUGUUUGCUGUGUGAAUGUCCAGCACGUGUGAUGGCAAAGCUUUGACCGGUCCACUUCUGCAUGCGAAUGGUUUGAAUGACAGUUUGCAUGAAGAACCAUUUAUUUUUUUCUCUGAUGACUGAUGCAUGCUGAUAUUUCAGUUUUGUCUCUUUUUUAAACAUGCAAAAUUAAAUAAAAUAUAUUUUUUAUAUUUAUAUUCUUGUGUUGGAGCUCAGAUCAUUGACUUAUCUAUUAUCUUUAAAGGAUGUUUCUCAAAUGAAUCAAAAAGCAGGGAUCUACAGAACUGUUAUACGGUUUAAGGUGUGACUGGUCUUUUGUAUCUCUCUAUUGACAAAUGGGUGUGAGUUUGUGAAGAUUUUUCUGCCAUGGUCAGACACACACCCUCUUGCAGUUUUCCAUCGCAUAACAGCCCCGGGCGUUAGGAGGCAGAGCGGAGGGCUGUAACGGAAAAUCUCCCCCGGCUGAUGGUUGAGAGCACACCCACAGGCCUACUCCCUCCACCCAGACAGAUCUUGUUUUGUCUCAUGCUCCAACUCACAGUAAUGCAAUGAAAGAGGGAGGAGAGAGGAUAUGCAACAAACCUUAUUCAAAAUAAUGAUUCAGCCCAUGACUGUUCAAGCUAUAAGAGCAGGCUAAACCCUUUCCAAAAUGUCUCCAAGAAAGUGUUUUAUUAUUAUAUUACUGAAAAAAAGAGUGUAUGGAUUUUUCUCUUUUGGUUGAUCUUAAAUAGAUUAAUUAAUAUAUAAUAUUUUCAAAAAUAUGCUGUAACAAAUUACACGUUUUCCAUGUUAUUUUACACCAAACUUGUGAAUUUGCAUUUAUUUCUGUAACAGAACAUUUUUUUACUGCAUUUUAAAAAUAUGCAAACAUUCCGUAGAAUAAAACUGUCAAAUUCUGUAUUUUUUGUAGCGUAGAAACCAACAAUAAAGGGGCUUUUAAUUUUUCUUUUCUGCCAUUUUGACAUAUUUUGAUAA